Molecule: messenger RNA, 606 nt
Organism: Trichophyton verrucosum HKI 0517
Lineage: Eukaryota; Fungi; Ascomycota; Eurotiomycetes; Onygenales; Arthrodermataceae
Exons: 1
Coding region: 1-606 (201 amino acids)
Source: RefSeq, a predicted model, not a curated record
AUGCCUGCAGGCUUCGUAACUAAGCCUGCCACAGCAGCACGCAAAGAGACGGCCGGGAAGCAGUGCAACCCCGACUUUUCCGGCACAAACAUCCUCCGUUGUUACGCAUGCCGCCGUCCCUGGUUCGUCAGCCAGCCAGCCAGCCAGACAGAACUAACUGGUUGGGUUUGGUCGUCGUUCCAUCAUCGACUUGCGCAGAGUUUUUCUUCUGUUCCAACUUUCGCCCGGUGGACCAACCAGCGGCUGACGCACGAUCCCUGCGCUCCACUCCAGCAGACUCUUUUUCAACCUCAUCUCUUCGACUUCAUCUCUUCCUCUUCUUCUUCUUCUUUUCAUCCCAUCUUCUUCGUCUUCAUCUUCAUCUUUAUCUUCACCAUCUUCUGUCGUCUCGACUAUUCACUGUCGGCAGCUAGCUCGGUCCAGGUGCUAGCUAGCCGGCGAUGGUCAAGUCGGACUCCCCGUCGUCGUUCGGAGCUGCCAGUGACUGCAUCCUUGACCUCCCUUGACCUCCCCAGACUCCCUCGAUCCUCAGGCUGCGGCGUCUUUCAUAUCAUAUAUAUUGGUUUCCAGGUCUUCUUCCUUGAUAGUGAACCCUUUUGCCCGUAG